Messenger RNA from Coniosporium apollinis CBS 100218, 2910 nucleotides. RefSeq lists its product as uncharacterized. Gene Ontology annotation, cellular component: HOPS complex; endosome. Gene Ontology annotation, biological process: vesicle-mediated transport; endosome organization; vacuole organization. Gene Ontology annotation, molecular function: protein-macromolecule adaptor activity. Bases 1 to 2910 code for a protein of 969 amino acids. The transcript is spliced from 2 exons. Lineage: Eukaryota; Fungi; Ascomycota; Dothideomycetes. The record is from RefSeq and is a predicted model, not a curated record.
AUGACCUUCACACCUUCAAGCGGCUAUGCCGCUCCCACCAACCUUCAGGACCUUGGGGACGAUUCCUUGCCUAUAUUCAACGUUGAGAGAGUCUCUCUUCAGUUCUCCAUAGCGGCAGACUUUGUCGCUGCCCAGGUCGCGAACAAUGUGCUCGUCUUGGCCCUAUCGAACAACCGCAUCCUCAGGAUCGACUUGAAUAGCCCUGCCGAUGUUGACGAUAUCGACCUCCCCAAGAAACUCACAGAGAUUGGUGUCAUCCGGCGCAUGUUCCUCGAUCCCUCGGCCUCCCACCUGAUCAUAUCCACAAUCCAGGGGGAGAACUUCUACCUAUCCACUCAAUCGCGCCAACCCAAGGCUCUGUCCAGACUCAAAGGUGUCGUUAUAGAGAGCAUAGCCUGGAAUCCGUCGUUACCGACUUCGUCUACCCGGGAAAUUCUCAUAGGCGCUGCCGAUGGCAAUGUGUACGAAGCGUUUAUCGAACAGUCGACGGACUUCCUCCGGCGGGAGGAGAAGUAUCUACAAGGCGUCUACAAAACCGAUGGACCCAUCACUGGCUUGUAUGUGGAUGUCUUGCCUGGGCGGCCAGACUUCCGCAGGAUCCUCGUGGCUACAUCUUCGAAGCUCUCACACUUCGUGGGCAAAGUCGGCGGGCAUAAGUACGAAGGUAGGGGCUCGAUAUUCGCGCAACUGUUCGAACGGGAGACUCCGACCGUAUACGAAGUGCCAAGGAUGCCUGGCUCAGCUACAUCUACGCUUGCCGUCUCGCCUGACCCGCAGGAUGCUGCUAUGCCCGAUGGCACAGGCUCUGAGAGGGCAUAUGGAUGGCUCUCACCUCAAGGCGUCUUCCAUGGAAAAUUGAUCACAUCUGGCGACAUCGCAGACCUCGGCAGAAGGACGUACUCGGAGUCGAAGACGCUGCCGAAAUCGCAUAUCCCGCCUUCGCAGACAACGGGCGGCCGAGCCCGAACAGUUCAGGACCCCGCUACCGCCAUGAUCCUCAGCCAGUUCCAUGUACUACAGCUAGUGGAAGGCAGGAUUGUAGCCACCAACAGACUGAACGAUAAGAUAGUGCAUGAUCAGACGGUCCUCGAACCUGGUCAAGUUGCGCUUGGUCUAGUGGCGGAUCAGAUGAAGAAUACAUACUGGCUGUUUACCGCGCAAGAGAUCUUCGAGAUUAACGUUAUCGAUGAAGAUAGAGACGUGUGGAGGAUCAUGCUUCAAGCUCAACAGUUCGACCGCGCAUCACAGUACGCCAAAACGUCUGCUCAGAAGGACGCCGUCGCUACUGCGUCUGGAGACUAUCUUGUCAGUAAAGGUCAAUUCAUGGAGGCUGCAGCAGUCUAUGGCCGAAGCACGAAGCCCUUUGAGCAGGUUGCUCUGACUUUCAUCGAUAAGGUGGAGCCAGAUGCCUUACGGAAGUAUCUGUUGACGAAGCUUACAACACUAAAGAAGUCAUCAGUCAUGCAACGUACACUGCUGGCGUCUUGGCUCGUGGAGAUAUACAUGGCGAAGCUAAACGUUCUCGACGACACCAUUACAACCAAGGCCGAGCUCUCUGAAACCAUGAACGCCGCCGAUACAGAGAGUCAGCUCUCCGUCGUUCGGAAAGAGUACCAGGGUUUUGUCACCAAAUACAAAUCAGACCUGGACCGCAAAACCACAUACGAGAUCAUCAGCAGUCACGGUCGCGAAGAGGAGCUGCUGUAUUUUGCGACAGUCAUCAACGACUACAACUACGUCCUAGCCUACUGGGUACAACGCGAGCGAUGGUCCGACUCCCUCGCCGUACUUAAGAAGCAGACCGACCCCGAGAUCUUCUACAAGUACUCCAGCGUCCUAAUGGCCCACGCACCCACCGAGUUCGUCGACAUAAUGAUGCGACAAACCAACCUCGACGCACGCCGCCUGAUUCCCGCCUUCCUGAACUACAACCGCAUCACCAAAGCGCCGCUCCCGCAGAACCAGGCAAUCCGCUACCUGCAGUUCGAGAUCAACCAGCACAACUCGACCGACGCCGCCGUCCACAACACGCUCAUCUCGAUGUACGCCUCGGCGCCGACGCGCGACGAGUCGGCGCUGCUGGCUUACCUCCGCGCGCAGUCCUACGCGCACGAGCAGAACUACGACGCCGACUUCGCGCUGCGCCUCUGCAUCCAGCACAAGCGCGUCGUGAGCGCCGUGCACACCUACAGCGCCAUGGGGCAGGACGCGCAGGCGGUAGAUCUAGCGCUCAAAUACGACGACGUCGAGCUCGCGGCGUCGGUCGCGGAUCGCAUGGAGAGCGGAGACCAGGCGCGGCGCAAGAAGCUGUGGCUCGCGAUCGCGAAGAAAGUGAUUGGGCAGGCCGAAGGCAUCAAAGGCGCGAUCGAGUUCCUGAAGCGGUGCGACCUACUGCGCAUCGAGGACCUGAUCCCCUUCUUCCCGGACUUUGUCGUCAUUGACGAUUUCAAGGAGGAGAUCUGCGCCGCGCUCGAGGAGUACAGCAGACAUAUCGAUGCGCUGAAGCGCGAGAUGGACGAGAGUGCUGAGACGGCCAAGCAUAUCAAGCUGGAUAUCAAGAGCCUGGAUCAGAGGUAUGCGAUUGUGGAACCGGGGGAGAAGUGCUUUGUCUGUCGGCUCCCGCUGCUCGCGAGGAUGUUCUUCGUGUUUCCGUGCCAGCAUGCUUUUCAUGGCGAUUGUCUUGCCAAGAGGGUGGUGGAGCAGGCGGGCGUCGCGAAGAGCAGGAGGAUUAGGGAGUUGCAGGAUGAGGUUGAUGGGACGGGCAGGUUGGGAGCGAAGAGGGAACAGGUGGUCAGAGAGUUGGAUGAGUUGGUGGCGGGGGCCUGCGUGCUUUGUAGUGAUAUGGCUGUGAAGCAGAUCGAUGAGCCGUUCGUACUGCCGUCGGACGAUCGGAACGAAUGGGCUUUGUAG